AUGGAUGACUUAACGUACAGCCUCAACUGCAAUGAUGAUGAUGAUGAUAAUAAUAAUAAUAAUAAUAACAAUAACAAUGAUAAUAAUAACAAUACAUUGACUAAAAAGAAUAAAAAUAAUUGCCACAACAAAGAUAAUAGCAAUAAUAAUAAUAACAACAAGCCGCUGAAUUUUUUUCCAUCCAACGACAGCAACGACAGCAGCUACAGCAGCGACAGCAGCCACAACAUCACCAUCAAUGAUAGAUUUCAUUUGGCUUUCAGAAAUAUGCUGCAAAAUUUUCCAUUUAAGUGGAAUAAAAAAUGGAUUAACAAGCAUAACAUUAACAACAAUAAUAAUAUUAAUAAUAAUAAUAAUGAUAAUAACAACAUUCACGAUAGCGAUUACUUCAAAACCAGCAACAACAACAACAGCAACAACAGCAACAACAACAGCAAUUGCGACAGUAGUUUUAGCGAUUCAACUUCUAGUAUCGAGGUUGACGUCAUCAACAACAACAAAAACAACAACGGCAGAAACAUCACAAUACUUAUUAACAGUAAGAAAAACAACAACAACAACAGCAACAACAACAGCAACAACAACAGCAACAACAACAGCAACAACAACAGCAACAAAAACAGCAACAACAAUGGUGUCAGCCAUUUCAGACCAAUUCUUAUGAAACAAAAAUCAAUCGACGAUAAAACAACAUCAUCAUCGUCGUCGUCAUCAUCACCAUCAACCUCCAAUAUAUCGCCAACAUCACCGUCACCAUUUUCAUCAUUAUCAUCAUCCUCACCGUCAUCGUCUUCGUCAUUUAGGGUCCCAUCAUCUGCAAAGGGGCUGGGGCUUAUGAAGAAAAAGUUCAGACCCAAUCUGACCAUUCAACUGCCAUCACACGACGAUACGGAACAGCCCAAAACAACGACAUCACAUUACCAGCAACCUCAGCCGCAACUGCAACACCAUCACCACAGACCUCUCCAACAACAUCGACACCAACAAACUCCACACGUGCCAGAGAAUGAUGACGUCACACAUGAUGACGUCAACGAUGUACUCCGCUCGUUGAGACCCAUGUCACCGGACGCCCAACGAGAAAUGAAGGAGGUACUGGACAUGGCUUACUUUGCGGGUAAAGAAAGGCAGGCCCCGAACUCCCCUGGGGUCUACAAGUUAAAAGAGUCGCCAUCCCCCGCUUUCAAUGGUUCGUCAAUUUUCAACUUUUUCAAGUCUCCGAGGGCAAAGGUAAAUGAAUACCUGGAGGAAGUAAAUGACAGGCACUCUAACUGCAGUAGUAAUGGUGUCAGUGCUUCGAGAGGUGAUAACAGGUUCAACAGCGAUCGGUGUGCUAGCGGUUCUACGAAUUCGUUUCAGACCUCUACAGCCUAUACAAAAAGACAGGGACAGAAUAGCGUUGGUUUGAAUAGUAGCACGAGCAGCGUUGUAAGUAACGGGGAUGCCAAGCAUAGAACAAUGCGACAGGGAUGGCACAGUCGAAACCGACUCGAUAGUACCGGCAAUCAUUCGGGUUCGUCUUUCGAAUCUUAUUCAAGUAUGAGCGAUUUAAGCUGGAAAGUUUACCGACGAAACCGGCUAAAGCGAAUGAUGUGCGAUAAAUUUCGACCGAAAUUCGAACCUUAUAAAACAUCACCACCACCCCCACUAUUACCGAGAGCUCCGGUAAAAUUUCUCACCCUCAAAAAACCGGCCAAAUUACCGAUCGAUUUCAAACCGAAUAUCGUCGAACCGACAAAAUACGCCACAAUUUACCACAAGAAACGAUGUCUUUCCGAGCGGGAGCCAGAGACGGAUAAACUUAGGGCCUCAGCAUGGCUGCAAAACAAAGAAUCUUUAAAUAAUAGUUUUGAUUCUGUGUUUACGAGAGGAAGGCAGACAUUAUCUUUGCUGCCGAUGACGAUUUACGACGAUGACGUCACUAGCAACAACAGUAAUAACAAUAAAAUGUUUGUAAGUAGCAACAGUAUUGCCGUGCACCAUCAACAGAAGCCACAGCAGCAGCUACAACGACCACAAAACAUUUUCACCAAUCAGCACACGCCAACAUCGCCAUCACUUCCGCCCCUGCCCGUUAAGAUACCAGCGUCGUCUAAGUCGAACUUCCCGAAUUUAGCAUCCCUGCUUCUUAAGAAUAACAAGACCAUCGAAACCAUCGGUAGCAAAAAUGACGUCAUUAAUAAUAAUAAUAAAAACAACAAAAGAAAGAAACAGCACAUCAAGUAA
Molecule: messenger RNA, 2226 nt
Organism: Helobdella robusta
Lineage: Eukaryota; Metazoa; Annelida; Clitellata; Rhynchobdellida; Glossiphoniidae
Exons: 5
Coding region: 1-2226 (741 amino acids)
Source: RefSeq, a predicted model, not a curated record